Molecule: messenger RNA, 945 nt
Organism: Mycosarcoma maydis (corn smut)
Lineage: Eukaryota; Fungi; Basidiomycota; Ustilaginomycetes; Ustilaginales
Exons: 1
Coding region: 1-945 (314 amino acids)
Biological process (GO): lipid homeostasis
Cellular component (GO): membrane; endoplasmic reticulum
Source: RefSeq, a predicted model, not a curated record
AUGGCAGUCGCCGAUCCCAUCGUUGCAUGGCUGCAGCCGUAUGCCGACAAGUACGGUAUGCACCACCUGCCAACACACGUACCUACUCUCAUUCGUUCUGCGUUGCUCUGGUUUGCCAUCCAAACGCUAUCAUCUCAGGUCUCACCUAGACUUUUCCCCAAGACGUUCGCCAAGUUCAACCGCAAGACGCGUAUCAGCUGGGACAUUCACGUCGUCUCGUUUGUGCACGCUGCGGUAAUCACGCCGCUCGCAGCACGCAUUUGGCUCAAGGCCCGAGAGACGAAUGCACUCGGUCUGCGAACGCAUCCGCUCGCGAUCGAUCGUUUGUACGGAUACGACCACGAAGCAGCUUCGGUCUACGCGAUCGCUCAAGGCUACUUUGUCUGGGACUCGGUCAUCUCGGUGCUUCACGAAGGACCCGGCUUCAUCGCACACGGUCUCGUCGCUUUGAUCGCCUUCACGCUCGUCUACCACCCCAUCUUUAUGUACGAUGGUAUCGGCUUCUUGCUAUGGGAAAUCUCCACGCCUUUCCUCAACAUCCACUGGUUCCUAGACAAGCUCGGCAAGACAGGCUCCAAAUGGCAGCUCAUCAAUGCCGUCUUCCUGCUCUCGGCCUAUGUAGGUGCAAGGCUCACAUUUGGUGUGUACAACAGCAUCAGCUUCUUCAAAUUUGUCGUUGCCCCGGCCAAGCCUCACCACCCACCGAUCCCGUUGCACUUGAAAACAUUCUACCUGGUCGGCAACUUGACUUUAAACAGUCUCAACUUUUUCUGGUUCCGAGCCAUGAUCCGCGCGAUCCAGAAGAGAUUUACCGUGAAACCGGACGAUGCCAAGCCAAGCAAGGUGCUCAUCGGAGAGCAGAAGGUGCAGGUGGGCAUAACGGGCAAGGACGACGAAGAGUUUUGGAGGGAGGCUGGUGCCAAGAAAGGUGGAAAGGCGCAGUGA